AUGCGAGACAGGAUCAAAUACUGUCAAUUUCAUGAAGAUCACGGGCAUACAAUGGAGGAAUUCGUACAGUUAAAAGAUGAAAUUGAGAGACUGAUAAGGGACGAUAUACUCCAAAAGUUUGCUAGAAAGGACAGAGAGAAAAGGAGACUUGAGCCUGAGAUAAGAACUCCUGAAAACACUGUUGAUAGUGAACCUGUUGUGGUUAUACAUGUGAUUGUAGGUGGCCCUAACGAUGGUAAGGGAAAGAACAAGCGCACUAUUCAGGACGUUUUGUCUAUAGAGCAAGAAAUAUGGACAAAGCAAGAGAUAAAGUUUGGGCCCAUAGAUAAGGUGACAGAGCUUUUUCAUAAUGACUCGUUAGUCAUAAGCGUUCGGUUGAACAUGUAUGACGUAAGCCUUUUUCUCUUUUAUUCUUUCUACUUCGAUAUUAUGGAAGGGGAGGUCAUGGAGGAUCGAGAUGCUUUAUCAGUAGAGAUGGCUGGUUUGUUGGUGGACGGCGGUGGUCAGAUGGGUCUUGAAUAUCAACAAGAGGAGUUGGGGGCAUGA
Manihot esculenta (cassava) is the source of this 546-nucleotide messenger RNA. RefSeq lists its product as uncharacterized. The record is from RefSeq and is a predicted model, not a curated record. Lineage: Eukaryota; Viridiplantae; Streptophyta; Magnoliopsida; Malpighiales; Euphorbiaceae. The transcript has 2 exons. Bases 1 to 546 code for a protein of 181 amino acids.